CUUCCAAACACAUUAGAACAGAUCAAUUAGUUGACUAUGGUAAACUAAAGACUUUGGUAGACACUGACCUUUGCCUCUGGCUUUGUUUGCCUGAUGAGCUGUGGAUCACUAUAUUCUCGUUAUUGUACCACAAAGAUCUCUCACAGGUUGCCCAGGUCUGUAGUCAGUUCAGGAGGCUUGCGAGUGAUGAAGCCCUCUGGAGGACAAUUCAGAUAAAAAACUGCCAUUCGCUGAAUGACAACUUCCUGAUAAGUAUAGGUCAGCACCACCCGUGGAGUAUUACUCUGUACCGCUGUCAAGAUGAAACCCAGGAAGUUACCGCCAGUGGAGUAAGGGAACUCUUUAGGCAAUGUAAAGACUCACUUAAGGAAUUAAAUGUAACAAGCUGCACUGGACAUAUAUUCAAAGGAGAUAUUGUUCUACAACAUGCAAGUGCUUUUUGCAAUCACUUGACAUCUGUGGACAUCAGCUGGACAGGAGCUAGUGACAAUGGCAUCCUUCCCUUGGUGGAAACUUCUGACAGCCUCCAGAAUUUGUCUGUCAAUGGAUGCCAAAUCACAGAUGAUUCAAUAACAGCAAUGGCCAAAAAGCAUGGAAAAAGAUUAAAAAGUUUGGAGGUGUUUGGCUGCCACGCUUUAACUGCACCAUGCAUGACUUACAUGGCCAGAGAAUGCCCUAACCUACAAAUUCUGAACAUGGGCCGACUUCCAAAAAUCACAGAUACCUGCCUAGCCCAGAUGAUGUCUAAUCUCAAAAGCCUGAGAUCACUCAAUGUAACAGGACUAACUGUGAUAAGAGAUCGGGUUCUUCAUCACAUUGUGAGGCAAUGUCCAAAACUAGAAAGGUUGACAAUCAGCUCUUGUCCACUCUUAACCGAUGUAAGCCUUAUUGAGAUCAGCACUUACCUCCAGACAAUACAGUACCUUGAUGUCAGUGGCUGUAAGAAAGUGACAGACACAGGAGUCCAGGCAUUGGCCAUGAGCUGUCAUCAACUUCAGUACCUUGAUCUUAGCUCCACAGAAACAGGCCACAGAGGUGUUUGCUUGCUGGCUAGCUACUGCAAAAAUCUGGAAUGUGUGAAGCUUAGUUUCUGCAAGGAAAUAUCCCAGGAUGCAGUCAAAAAACUCUGCAAGAGUUGCAUAAAAUUAAAGCUACUUCAUCUGUAUGGUUGCCGCACCAUGUACGAUCUAAAAGCCAUUAAAGACACAAACAAAAAUGUUAAGGUACAUCAUGACCUUUCUGUCCAUUCUUCACAUCAGGCCUGAAGGAAUAAAUGAUGAUUGUUGCUGCCUUCAAAUGAACAGUUUAUACAAUAGUGUAAUGCCUGCAAGUCUGAAGAGUCAGUCACUGCUUUAAUUUUGUCCUAAGAACUCUUCAGCUACUGGGCUUCCGGAUUCGGGAGUUUAUAUCAAGUGGCAAUGUAAUUGGAACAAUUAAAUGUGCAGAUUUCAAUAAGAGAGCAAUUUUAUUUUUCUGCCAGCCAGAGUAACUUCUAGAAUUAUGUAAUCACAUUACUUAGCAAUGUGAGUACAUUUCUACAAGCUUUUGGCUUCAUUUGUGAUAUAGACAUAAUCAACAGUAUAUACAUUUAAAUAAAUAUGUGGAUGGUGCACCAAGCUUCUUUUGCCUGUUUUAAGGACAGAUAGGCAGACAGAUGGAAUAUAUAUGUAGCUGUUUCUAUAUCAUACAGAAACUACAUAACCGGCACUUGUAAAUUUGCUGUAGAUUGUUACCAUUAAAGGAAUCUUUUUUAUAUUUUAAUAUUUGUGGUAUAUGCAAAUGUUGUUCUCAUGUUUAUGAACUGACAGUGAUAUUCAAGAAUAAUAAUUUUCUCACAGAAUAAAAUUCUAAAUGAAUAUGUUGGAUACAGACCAAGUGUUUUAAUCACAGAUGAGAGGAGAUAAAUGUUCAGUCUUAUUUUACUAGAAAAAGCUGGGCCACCGUACCAUGUACAAAUGUUUUUCUGUGUGAAAACUGUGUUCAGAUCAUUAACACAUACAGCAUAAUACAGUUCACAUUGCUUCACACAAUAAGCCUUGUGCACAUGUAUCUUCUGGAAAGUCUCAAA
Molecule: messenger RNA, 2068 nt
Organism: Protopterus annectens (West African lungfish)
Lineage: Eukaryota; Metazoa; Chordata; Ceratodontiformes; Protopteridae
Product: F-box/LRR-repeat protein 2-like
Exons: 10
Coding region: 579-1265 (228 amino acids)
Biological process (GO): SCF-dependent proteasomal ubiquitin-dependent protein catabolic process
Cellular component (GO): SCF ubiquitin ligase complex
Molecular function (GO): protein binding
Source: RefSeq, a predicted model, not a curated record